AUGCGUUCAACGUCAGAACUGACACAACAUAAGAUACUUCUGCGGGUCAUCAGGCGGAUCUUUCGGCAUAUUUGCACCGAUGCUUUGCCAACAAAUUUCCGAGUCGAACGAUUCGGGGCCGACACUAUUUUAACAGGUCUAGGAGAGCUUAACGCUAAUCGCUGCAAACGGAAAGAUGUCGGGAGAUACUCGGGGGAGGUGCAUAAUCGUUACGUUCGUUCGUCGAUUGAUGGAGGCGAUGAUGGUUUGCUCAGAGUGAGGCUGCUGGUGCACGCGCGGUCCGGUGCAGCGGUGGCGCUGAAGGCGGUGCGCGCGGGGGAGGGCGGGGAGGGCGCGCGCGAGGCGGCGCUGCACCGCGCGCUGCGCCACCCGCGCGUGCUACGCUGUCUGGGCGAGCGCACGCACCAGGGGCUGCACUACAUGUUCCUGGAGUAUGCGCAGGGCGGCGAGCUGUUUGACCGCAUCGAGCCGGACGUGGGCAUGAGCGCGCGCGCGGCGCGGCGCUACUGGCGGCAGCUGCUGGAGGGGCUGCGCUACCUGCACGGCCGCGGCGUCGCGCACCGCGACAUCAAGCCCGAGAACCUGCUGCUCGACGCGCACGACAACAUCAAGAUAUCCGACUUCGGGAUGGCCACGCUCUUCAGACACGGCUCGUCGGAGCGGCUGCUGUCGCGCGUGUGCGGCACGCUGCCGUACGCCGCGCCCGAGGUACUGGCGGCGACGCGUGCGCCGUACCGCGCCGCGCCCGCCGACUGCUGGGCCGCCGCGCUCGUGCUCGCCGCCAUGCUCGCCGGCGGCUGGUUUAUGAUAAACAACGCACGAGUCGAGCGAGCGUAUAGUAAGUGCUUGAAGCGAAUCGCUUUUGUAGAAGCAACAGUUAGGUUAGCUUAG
Messenger RNA from Diatraea saccharalis (sugarcane borer), 891 nucleotides. The record is from the annotation of a GenBank genome assembly. Lineage: Eukaryota; Metazoa; Arthropoda; Insecta; Lepidoptera; Crambidae.